GUGAGACUUGCGACGACAAGGAACUGUACUAACAACACAGCAAGCAGAAUGAAGUUCCUCAAGGUCGGCCGAGUGGCCAUCAUCUCCCGUGGACGCUACGCAGGAAAGAAGGUUGUCAUCAUCCAGCCUCAGGACAACGGUAGCAAGGCCCACCCCUUCCCUCACGCCCUCGUCGCCGGCAUCGAGCGAUACCCGCAACAAAUCACCCGCCGCAUGUCCAAGGCCCGCCAGACAAAGCGCAGCAAGGUGAAGCCAUUCAUCAAGGUCAUCAACUACAACCACCUGAUGCCCACCCGUUACACGCUCGAAUUGGAGGGUCUGAAGGGUGUUGUGACCAACGAGACUUUCACCGAGGUCACUCAGCGUGAGGAGGCCAAGAAGACUGUGAAGAAGGCAUUGGAGGAGCGUUACUCGAGCGGCAAGAACAGAUGGUUCUUCACUCCUCUCCGUUUCUAGAUACGAAUCGCUUCGCGCGUAGAAACGGAUGGAUGGGGUUGUUGUGUGUGUUGUGCAUUGAGCAUCGGGCGUUAUGGACUGCCGAAAGCAGCCAGGGCGGGAAAUGACCACGACCUAUGCAGUUUAGAUACCUGCAAUUGACUCGAAAGAAACAGCCAACAACCAAAACACAUAUACCCAUACAUAUUCCGGUUCAUCCUGAUGCUGGACGGAUUCCUAGUGUAUGUGGCUCCAGAGUUUAGACUCUAGAAUGCCUGGUAUACUCUGCACUUCAUUGUCGCAAGUAAAAUUAUGAUGAUGAUGAGCAGAGUCGUGGGGGUCAAUCGAGAUGCAGACGCCAAAUCCAGUGCCGCCAAUUCCACGAGCCGACAGCAUGGGACGACCUCUUUCCUUCGCUCCUUCCUAAUCCAAUCGACUCGACCAAUUUCUCACCAGUGAACACAGCAUCU
This is a messenger RNA of Sphaerulina musiva SO2202, 905 nucleotides long. Its product is annotated as Ribosomal_L27e-domain-containing protein. Gene Ontology annotation, molecular function: structural constituent of ribosome. The transcript is spliced from 4 exons. The record is from RefSeq and is a predicted model, not a curated record. The coding region runs from base 49 to 456 and encodes 135 amino acids. Gene Ontology annotation, cellular component: cytosolic large ribosomal subunit; ribosome. Gene Ontology annotation, biological process: translation. Lineage: Eukaryota; Fungi; Ascomycota; Dothideomycetes; Mycosphaerellales; Mycosphaerellaceae.